Messenger RNA from Saccoglossus kowalevskii, 1488 nucleotides. RefSeq names its product beta-1,4 N-acetylgalactosaminyltransferase 1-like. Lineage: Eukaryota; Metazoa; Hemichordata; Enteropneusta; Harrimaniidae. The record is from RefSeq and is a predicted model, not a curated record.
AUGGGUGCAUCGUUAAAAACAGCGUUUCACAAAAUGUACAAUGUGAAACUGAUUAUUGCUUGUAUUGCAUUGUUGUGUGUCAUUUCAGCUGCUGUGUUUAUGUUCCAUGCACCACAAAACACCAGUUACAGGAUUGCGAAUAAUGCAGUCUCGGAACGUUUGCUGGCAGUUGAAAAAUUUGUGUCUCCACAACCUACACCGUGCACAUGUGGGCACAAAUCAUAUGGUCCCCUGGAAGACGGUCCUAACAUACGGCGACAGAAAGAGGUGUUGGAGUGGAAACGUUAUCACAACGCCGAGAUCGAGCCGUUAUCAGUAUGCCGUGCAAUGUCACCUUUCCAGUAUGUGGGUGGUGGGAUUACUCUAGAACCGUUAGGUACGGUGCGUGUGAUUGGACUAUCUAUACAUCCUAGUGCGGUUGCACACUUGGAGAGUAAGCAUGAUUUUGUGAUGAAACUGUCGUCUGACAGGUUGAUUGGUGUAAUACAUGUACAUACAGCAGAUUUCGAUACUGUUGGAAACUAUACAACCUCACUUAUAAUUCGCGGGAAGGCAGAUAUCACUUCAAUCGAUGACGCCUUACACAGUAUUUAUUAUACCAGUAUUGUUUACGAUAUCGAUGACCGCGAUACAAUCAAUCUUCAGCUCAAUGGCAUGAAUGUGUCUAUAAAUAUUCGGAUUAAAAGACAAACAGUGCCUUUUUUGAUUGACCCCGGUUCAGGUGAUAUCACCAAAAAAGUGACCGUAGUCGUUAAAACAUUUGAACGUUAUGAUGCUGUGAAAAGACUCGUAAAAAGUGUUCAUCAAUUUUAUCCGAAUAUGACUAUAAUUGUUGCUGAUGAUUCUGAAAAUCCACAAAAGAUUGUUGGUUCAAAUGUCAAACAUUAUAUCAUGCCUCACGCCGAGGGCGCUUCCGCAGGUCGAAACUUGCAACUCAGCCAGGUGCGUACUAAAUAUUUUUUGUAUUGCGACGACGACUUUGUAUUCACAAUUGGGACCAAGUUGGAGAUAUUCCUUGAAAAAUUUGAGAAUCCGAAAGUGAAGUUAGACGUGAUUGGCGGCACAUUUGGGGAUGAGAAAGGCGAACCUAAAGAAUCUUGCUUCGGUUGCCGUACUAUAUCCUGGGUUAAAGGUGACAAAGAUGGCGACUGCUUCAUUAGACAUACCACGGAAAAGUAUGAUCAGCUAUCAGAAUACCCCAACUGUUAUAUGGCCGAUUCUAUUACUAUGUUCUUCAUGGCUCGAACAGAAGCAUUCCGUAGAGGGGUGUUCGACCCAGAAUACGAACGGGUCGGCCACACGGAAUAUUUCAUCAAUAGACUGGGACGAAUUCGACUUGCUAGCUGCGACGAUGUCAAUAUUAUGCACGUGCGAGAAUCAAACCCAACAUAUGCUAAAUAUAGAAAACGGUUAGUAGAUAGAAAUGAUCAACGGAAAAAUGUACAGCAUAUGCUUUUUAACAUGAAUCUUAAAUGUUUCACAUUAUAA